AUGUUUGAGAAGCGUUCCACUCCAAAGAUGAGCAAACUGAAGGAGGUUCCCAGCCCCGAGUCGGGGGUGAUCGUCAAAACAGCCAAAGACGGGUGCGCCGAGGGCCUGGUGUACGGGGGAGGAGGGAGAGACGGUAUCUUCAUUAAAGGAGUGGUGCCCGAAUCUCCGGCGUCCAAAAGUCUCAAGCUGAAGGAAGGUGAUCAGAUCCUGAGCGCCACGGUGUAUUUCGACAACGUGUCGUAUGAGGACGCCAUUCAGAUUCUGGAGCACGCUCAGGCUUACAAAAUGAAGCUUUGCUUGAAGCGCAAACCAGACAUCUCGCAGACCGAAGCGCCCGACGAAUCGGAUGCGAUCCCUGAGGAGGACAUCUAUGCUCCAGAGAUGAGGGAACAGGGAAAGACCAAAAGACGUGGGGACGCCCGCAUUUCCUGGCCAAAGUUUCCCUCCUUCGGAAAAGGAAGGAAAAAGAAUUUCACGAGGUCUCACAGCUCCUCAGAGGCCGAUGAGCAGAGGAAGCUCGAGCUUAGCCCAACCACAAGUGACACAGAGUCACCAAUCAAAUCUCAGGAUGCGCUCAAAGGCAAGAAGAAGAACAAAAUGAAGCUCUCUGUCCUGACGAAAAGGGGUCGCAUCAGCUCAUCCGAAGACCAGGAGACAGUGACCACGGGCCAGAUCAGCAGCGACAUUCAGCAGACACAAGAAUCAGAUCUGCUUUCACCUGAGUGCCUUGAAAGCCCCUCAGCAGACGGCCCACAAGUCUACACGGGAAUGGAGGAUAAAUCUGCAAAGACCAAAGUCAAAGGAAUGAAGGAAUCUAAGAGACACCAUGAAGAAACUGUGCAGAUGUCGAUUGAUGUUGACAGCGUGAAAGAGGCUGUUUCCAAGCUGCCCGGAUACAAGCUGCCCAAGGUCGACACGUCUGGGAUGCCCAUCCCCGAGGAAAUCACUACUGAUAUGGAGGAAAAAGACAUUUCACUUCCAGAUGUAAAGAUGAAGAUGCCAGACACAGAAGUCAAACUAAAAGGGCCUGAGUUUGACUUGGGCUUGUCAAAAGGGAAAGUAGACGUCAAAAUACCAGAAAGUCAAGUCAAACUUCCCGAGGUGGAUCCUGGAAAAAUAGAUGUUUCGCUAUCUAAUGCCACAAUAGAGGUGAAAAAACCUGACAUGGAAACACGGCCACUGGAAACAGAAGGUCAACAAGGAGGCAAGUUCAAAAUGCCAAACUUUGACAUAAAAAUGCCAAAAAUUAAAGGUCCAGAAAUCGACUUGAGCCUGUCAAGAAAAGAUGCAGGAGUCAAAACUCCACAAAUUGAUCUCACUGUGGGAAAAGUUGAGGUUGAAGAACAAGACAGCAAGUUGAAAAUGCCAAAAUUUGGAGUGUCGAUGCCGAAAGUCAAAGGACCUGAAAUUCAUCUGGGUCUCUCCAAUAAGGAUGCAGAAGUAACAGCCCCAGAGGUUAAAGCAGAUGUUGAACUUAAAGCACCUUCUGCAAAAAUAGAAAUGAAAGCUCCUCAGGUCGACGUCGCAGCUGACAACACUGUCAGAUCAUCCACACAGUUUACAAUGCCAAAUAUAAGUUUCUCAAUACCUAAAGUCACAGGGCCUGAUAUACACUUCGGGUUACCAAAGAAAGAUGCUGAUGUCAAAUUACCAGCAGUGAAAGCAGAGGUAAAACUCCCAGAGGCACCUGAGACCGAUGUUAAACUUGGAAGUGUUGAUGUUUCACUCCCAGAAGCAAAGAUGAAAUUAGAAAAGCCUGAACUGGAAAUCAAACCUCCAGAAAUCGAAGAUGUUGAUGUGACGCUACCAGAGGUGAAAGGUGAGAUCAAACUACCUGAAGUGAAGAAACCCUCUGCUGAGGUGGAAAUUAAAGCUCCGGAGAUUAAAGUUGGCACAAAAGAUACAAAAGGAUCCCCGUUGAAAUUUAAGAUGCCAGCGUUCAAAUUACCAAAGUUUGGAGUUGGUGUCCCGGCACCUGAUGUGGAUGUUAAAAUUCCCGAGGAGAUCCUGACAUCUCUUGAUGUUAAAAUGACAGGAAUUAAAGUUGAGGGAAAGGAAAGCAAGUUCAAAGUUCCAAAAUUUGGAAUUUCAUUACCAAAAGUUCAAGGACCUGAGAUCGACUUCAACUUAUCACAAAGAGACGCGAAGCUUCCUGAGGGUGAAGUUGACAUUAAUCUCCCAAAAGCCCCUGGAAUGGAUAUUGAUCUGGGAAAGGUAGAUGUUUCAAUUCCAGAAGCAGAGUUUGAGCUCAAACAACCUGAACUGGAAAUGAAACCUCUGGAAAUCGAAGGUGAAGUCGAAGGAAGAAAAUUCAAGUUGCCAAAGUUCGGAAUCAAGAUGCCAGAAAUCAAGGGCCCUAAAUUCGAUCUAAGUAUGUCAAAGAAAGAGGUCACAUUACCAGAAGCUGAGGUCAAACUCCCAGAGGCACCAGAGGUUGAUGUUAAACUUGGAAGUGUUGAUGUUUCACUCCCAGAAGCAAAGAUGAAAUUAGAAAAGCCUGAACUAGAAAUCAAACCUUUGAAGACCGAAGUUGAACUCGGAGGACAAGGAACCAAGUUCAAAAUGCCGAAGCUGGGUGUCACAAUGCCCAAAAUGAAAGGGCCUGAUGUUGAUUUGAACUUGUCAAAGAAAGACAUAGAGGUGACGUUACCCGAAGCAGAAAUGUGA
Molecule: messenger RNA, 2667 nt
Organism: Salarias fasciatus (jewelled blenny)
Lineage: Eukaryota; Metazoa; Chordata; Actinopteri; Blenniiformes; Blenniidae
Product: neuroblast differentiation-associated protein AHNAK-like
Exons: 11
Coding region: 1-2667 (888 amino acids)
Biological process (GO): regulation of RNA splicing
Cellular component (GO): nucleus; cytoplasm; costamere
Molecular function (GO): protein binding
Source: RefSeq, a predicted model, not a curated record